Messenger RNA from Drepanopeziza brunnea f. sp. 'multigermtubi' MB_m1, 1884 nucleotides. RefSeq lists its product as uncharacterized. The record is from RefSeq and is a predicted model, not a curated record. NCBI's taxonomy places the organism in Eukaryota, Fungi, Ascomycota, Leotiomycetes, Helotiales, Drepanopezizaceae. Gene Ontology annotation, molecular function: glutamate-tRNA ligase activity; tRNA binding; ATP binding. Gene Ontology annotation, cellular component: mitochondrion. Gene Ontology annotation, biological process: glutamyl-tRNA aminoacylation.
AUGCUUCUGCUUCUUUCGGCAGCUAGAAGAGCGCCCAAAAUCCAUUGGGUGUGUCAGUCAUGUCGUGGGCACGCUUCCAGGAGUCCGAACACCUUCAAGUAUACUUCGUUGUCAACAGCCUCGCAAGAGCUCCGAAAAGGAGGGCCGGCUCGAACGCGGUUUGCUCCUUCACCGACCGGCUACCUGCACCUGGGAUCUUUGAGGACAGCAUUGUUUAACUUUCUGAUAGCCAAAGCUACCGGUGGAAAAUUCCUGUUGCGGAUCGAAGAUACUGAUCGGAAUAGGACGCUAAAGGGUGCUGAAGAGAAGUUGUUCCAGGAUUUGGAAUGGGCAGGUAUAGAAUGGGAUGAAGGUCCGAAAGUAGGAGGCCCUUUUGGUCCAUAUAAACAAUCCGAAAGAACGGCACUGUAUCGAGAGCAUGCUCAGAAGCUGCUAGAAUCUGGCCAUGCAUACAGAUGCUUCUGUUCUCCGGAAAGACUUUAUGAGCUGGCUGCACACCGUUCUAGACAGGGGUUACCGCCAGACUAUGACAGGACUUGUGCGCAUCUUCACGGAGAACAAUCCGAUGAGAAAGCUGCAAAAGGAGACGCUCAUGUUGUCAGACUCAAAGUACCGGACAAAUACCCUAUCUUCCAUGAUUUGGUGUAUGGUCUCGUACGGCAGCGCAGUGACUUGACGACGAAGCCAAGAGGCUUUGACGCUUUUGGAGCCAUUGGAUCUUUCGAUGAUCCUAUUCUGCUGAAGUCUGAUGGAUUUCCUACAUACCACCUUGCAAACGUUGUUGAUGAUCAUCUUAUGGAAAUUACUCAUGUUAUUCGAGGCUCUGAAUGGAUGUCAUCCACCCCAAAACAUCUAGCAAUGUAUCAAGCCUUCGGCUGGGAACCCCCAGCAUUCGCACACGUCGGUCUCCUCCUCGAUAAAGAUCGGCAAAAGCUCAGCAAACGCACUGCCUCUACCGAUAUUUCCGCCUACCGCGAAAUGGGCAUCUUUCCCGAAACCCUCACCAACUUCGUAGCUCUGCUAGGCUGGUCUCACAACGCAGGCAAGGAUAUCAUGAGCAUGAAAGACCUUAUCCACAACGCUAGCAUGAAGUACACGCGUGGCGACUCAAUCGUCGGCUUCGAGAAACUCAACUUCCUGCAGAAACGCCACGCUGCGCGGUAUGCUUCUCAAAGCGAAGCACCGGAUCACCCCCUCCACGAUCUGACUGAGCUCGCGGUAAAGCCCAUCGUGAAACUGCUCGACAGGCGUCUGGAGAACGCGGACAACCAGAUACCAAUCUAUAGCGCCAUUCCAAAAGGGCAGGCACGAGAAGAGUAUAUCCACGCCAUCCUCAUGGCUGACGCGCAAAACUAUCAAACACCGUCCGACUUUAUAACCCGCUCCCACUACUUCUUCAGCGCCCCUACCGCUGUCGAGCUCGCCGAAAAGGUACCAAAUUUGAAACUGCGCAAUGUCCCCCCCGGCAUCCCCUUCGUGCCGGACCUCGACACGGUCACUCUUUUCCGCUCCAUCUAUCAACAUCCAGAGGAGGAGUGGACCGUAGAACACAUCCGGGGGAAGAUAGCGUGGAUCAUCAAGCAAGGCACCACGAUGAGCUUGGUGGCCUUGAAUGAAGAUCAAGGCGAGACGGGCACGUCGGGGGGUGAAGGGGCGGAGAAGAUUAUCUCUCAGGCGUGGGGGAAGCUGUUGCAUGGGUAUCUGAGAUGGGCAAUUGCGGGGAGCGUGCCGGGGCCAGAUGGGGCCCAGACGAUGCAGAUCUUGGGUAGAGAGGAGACGAUGGGGAGGCUGGAGCUAGCGGAGAAGGUGAUGAGAGAAAGCCAGGCGGAGCGCGAGAGGAAGGCGGCAGAGAAGGGGGUUCAAGUCAAUAGGGAGUGGCUUUAG